CUCCCCAGCCCAGGACGUGCGGGUCGAGUGAACAAGGGGGGCCCGAGGCCCUGAUCUCCCCCAUCGCUCCAGGCCUUUGGCUCCGCUCUUCCCCCACCUGGUGACCUUUUCUUCUCUAAGAGCAAACCCCUGCUCCUCUUUAAGGUCCCAGCUCACACAUCACCUCCUCUGUGAGGUCCUCCAUGCCUCCUCAGGUGGUUAGUGUCUCUUGUCUGGGAACUUCUGCCCCUGCCCCCCCCCCCCCAAACCCCAACAUAUCCUGACCACCUGGAUAGUGACCUGGAGACUCCGGGAAGGCAGGACCUGGGUCUGACCCAUCUCCAUGUCCCCAGCAACGCUGCAUCCCCAGUCAGCCUCAGAAGAUACUCGCUGAAUGGCGGCCAAACAUGGAGGAAACCCCUCUGGCCUUCACCCCUCUUUCUCCUCCUACCACUGACUUCACACCACCCACCCUCCAGGGGCUUCAAUGCCCACUAUGACUUCACGCAGCUGGCCUGUGAGAGGCAGUCAGGUGGUCGUCCACGGCUACAGGUCUUUCAUGUCCACUGUGACUUUCAGGGUCACAAGCCCUUUUGUACCUACCAUGCCUUCUCCACCUACGAGACCCUCAAAGCCCAGCACGUCUCCAGCAUCCACUGGACCCUCGAUGUCCCCCGUGCCUCCCAAGCCUCCCGCCUCCUUGAAGACCACCAAAUCGGCAAAGCCCAACAGUGCUUCAGUGCCCACCAAGCCAUCAACAGCCCCUAACUCGGUCACAAGCCCAAGCAGUUCUAGGUCUCCCAAGGGGGCAAGUACGAAGACAGCUGCUUCUAAACAGUCCAGCAGCAAGUCCCGAGCCCGCAAUGGGACAAGAACACCCAGCAAAGCCAGCACCGACACCAGGGCGAGGAAGGCCAGCACCGACACCAGGGCGAGAAAGGCCAGCACCGACACCAGGGCCAGGAAGGCCAGCACCGACACCAGGGCCAGCAAGGCCAGCACCGACACCAGGGCCAGCAAGGUCAGUGGGGGAAGACUCCACCAGCGGAGGGGCACACACAGCCGGGGCAGAACUCCCAGAAGAAGGGGAAGCCGCAGCUCCAAGAGGUCACCCAGCAGAGCCAGCACUACCAGCAGGAUGAGAACUCAUGGUGCCACCCCGAGUGUGCCCAACAGGAUGAGAACUCCUACUUCCCAGAAAAAACAGAGUGGGGGCAAGAGUCGCAGCCGGCCUAGAAACAACAACCGAGAAAGAAAUAACAGCCAGCUUAGAAGUGUGAGCAGAGAGAAGAGUUACAGCCUACCAGGAGCCUCAGGCAUGGGGAAGAGUUCUGGGCUGGCUAUCACCCCAAGUAGGGCAAAGAGUUACAGCCCCACUGGAACUCCCUUCAAGGAGAGAGGUUCCAGCCAGUCUCCAUCAACAUCAAGGAGGGUAAAGAGUUAUAGUCAGAUGAUCACCCCUGGCAGGGAAUGGAGUUACAGCCCAAGUGAAGUAUCUAGCAGGCUCAAGAGUUACAACCAGGAUACUGCACCCAGCAGGACCCAGGGUCACAGCCGGUCUAGCACCCCCGGCAGGACCCAGAGUCACAGCCGGUCUAGCACCCCCGGCAGGAACCAGAGUCAGAGCCAGUCUAGCACCCCCAGCAGGACCCGAAGUGAGAGCCCGUCUAGCACCCCCAGCAGGACCCGAAGUGAGAGCGGGUCUAGAAUGCCCAGAAGGGCGAGAAGUCAUAGUAUGGUGAGAAGUCACAGUUGGAAGAGAAGUCACAGUAGAGCAAGAAGUCGUACCCGGAAAGGAACUCCCAGUCAGAUGAGAAGACACAGCCAAUCUAGAAUCCACAGCAAGGGGGGAAACUAUAACCAAUAUAGAAUGCCCAGAAGGGAGAGAAGCCCCAGCCAGGAGAGAGAUCACAGACGAUCGAGAACACUCAGCCAGGAGAGAAGUCAUAGCCCAUCUGGAACCUCCCACAAAGAAAGAGAUCACAGCCGAUCUAGAACUUCCAGCAGUGAAAGGGGGCACAGCCGAACCAGAACCCCCAGAAAAGAGAGAAACCGCAGCCAACUCAGAACCCCUAGAAAUGAGAGAGAUCACAGCCAAUUCAGAACCUUCAGAAAAGAAAGAGAUUGCAGCCAAUCCAGAGAGGAGAGAGAUCACAGCCUAUCUAGAACCUCUAGCAAGAGAGACCACAGCCAAUCUAGAACCCCCAGCAAGGAAAGAGACCACAGCCGAUCUAGAACCCCCAGCAAGGAAAGAGACCACAGCCGAUCUAGAACCCCUAAUAAGAAGAGCAAUCCUAGCCAACCUACAAGCCCCAAAAGUCUCAGCCAGAAGGAUUCCACUAGCAGGGCACAUAGUCCCAGUCAGAACAGAACACCUAGCAAGACAAGGUGCCCUUCCCCCUCCAGAUUUCUCAGUGGAGCCCCAAUUCCAAACCAGGAUGAUAUUCAAGGUAAUGCCGCCAUCUCUAAGGCUGCCUCACCUGGAGAGAGGUCCUCAUCGUCUUCUUCCAAGCUGGCAUAGCCCCCAGUCUCAGCUGGCUCACGGGUCUCUGUCAUGGCCAGGGGAGGAGACAGGAGACAGGAGCAGAGGAGCAGCUAGGCAGUGUCCCUCCCCGGCCAGCUCUCCACAGCCACACCUCAGCCACAAGUUCUCCAAUGCAGGAUGUCAGCAAAGAGAGCGGGAUGCUGGACGGGGGAAGGAAAGGCUUGUGGUGACUCAAUAAAUUUUUACAUAGCACCUGCC
Neofelis nebulosa (Clouded leopard) is the source of this 2722-nucleotide messenger RNA. It is a transcript of the gene SRRM5, whose product is annotated as serine/arginine repetitive matrix 5. NCBI's taxonomy places the organism in Eukaryota, Metazoa, Chordata, Mammalia, Carnivora, Felidae. The record is from RefSeq and is a predicted model, not a curated record.